This is a messenger RNA of Spea bombifrons (plains spadefoot toad), 2602 nucleotides long. It is a transcript of the gene HTR2C, whose product is annotated as 5-hydroxytryptamine receptor 2C. Gene Ontology annotation, cellular component: plasma membrane; dendrite. The record is from RefSeq and is a predicted model, not a curated record. Gene Ontology annotation, biological process: G protein-coupled receptor signaling pathway, coupled to cyclic nucleotide second messenger; chemical synaptic transmission. Gene Ontology annotation, molecular function: neurotransmitter receptor activity; G protein-coupled serotonin receptor activity. The coding region runs from base 859 to 2271 and encodes 470 amino acids. NCBI's taxonomy places the organism in Eukaryota, Metazoa, Chordata, Amphibia, Anura, Pelobatidae. The transcript is spliced from 6 exons.
CAGAAAUUCAGCAGCUGAUAGCAGGAGGUGUUAGUUUGGUCUGUGUGUGAAUAUGAAAGCUGAAGCCCCCAACAGAUUUUCAGCUUGGAGAAGAGGUCUAUCUCUGCCUAUUCCACAUUUUAUUCAACAUUCAGUUCAUCAGACGCUGAGGAUGGUGAAGUAAAGGAGAAAUCAUGAGAGCUGUGUCUAUGUGCAGGAUGCAGGAUAAAAGACUAGGGCUGUUCUCUUAAGGGAUUACAGUCUGCACUGUAUCACAAGCGAGAGGCAUUGAGAGACUCAUCCCUUCACAGCAAGGACUAAAAGGCAGGUGCGAUAGAUCACUCACUGGCUCUUUCAAACACAGCAGUCUCCUGUCUAUGACGUGCUAUGGAAAUAAGGAGGAUAACCGCAAAUGAUGUGCCCAGUAACCUGACAAAGAACCUGAAAUAAACUGCUCUGUAAAGGUAUGCUGAGGAUAUGAACGCAUUGAAAUUAUGCAGAGUAAAACGAUCAGCCUGGUCACUUGACUCACACGCAGCCCCGCUAUUGCAUCAAGGUGCCUCAAAUGCUACAGAGAGAAAUCAGUGGCCAGUCCCAAAGAGGGACUGUCCCUCCUAAAAAGGGACAUUUGGGAGAAUGCUUGACGAGAAAAUGAGGUGGACUUUGCAAAAACGUCUGUUCUUCUGGGUCACAAAUCGGUUAUCAUCAAGUCGCAUCUCAGAGCAAAACCAGAAGACUUCUGCAAUAAAACAAAGAACAUUAUGGAAUAUCAUAGCAUUGUUCAGGUCUGGAGGAGUGAGCUAUAUUCUGCAUCUCUGAUCAUACACCUUCAUUUAUAUGUAACACUGAAGCACAACAAGAAGAACCUACCUUCAAAUAAUGAGCACUUUUAGUGGCACUGGCAUGUUAAUCAGUCUAACUACAGUAUCCGUUACUCUAGACAUCAGUAUACACAAUGGACUGAUGGCCUGGCACAGGAACAGUACUGUGACUCUAAAUCAGAGCAUGCCAACUUCUCCACCUGUCAACGGAUCUGAUCAGAAUUACACUCACCUGUCAUUUGCAGACAAAAAUUGGUCUGCCCUGCUUACUCUGCUUAUUAUAAUUCUGACAAUAGGUGGGAACAUUCUUGUCAUUAUGGCUGUGUCUCUGGAGAAGAAGCUUCAAAAUGCCACCAAUUUCUUCCUGAUGUCCCUAGCCGUUGCCGAUAUGCUGGUUGGGAUUUUAGUAAUGCCAGUUUCCCUUGUUACUAUUCUUUAUGAUUACGCUUGGCCUUUGCCACAGAAACUAUGUCCUAUAUGGAUUUCAUUGGAUGUACUGUUUUCUACUGCAUCUAUUAUGCAUCUUUGUGCAAUCUCUCUCGAUCGGUAUGUAGCAAUACGAAACCCCAUAGAGCACAGCCGCUUCAACUCCCGCACGAAAGCUAUGAUGAAAAUUGCUGCUGUUUGGACUAUAUCAAUGGGUAUUUCAAUGCCUAUUCCUGUGAUCGGCCUCCAAGAUGAUUCCAGAGUAUUUGUAAAUGGAAGUUGCGUAUUAAACGAUGAUAAUUUUGUACUACUUGGAUCUUUUGUGGCGUUUUUUAUCCCGCUCAUUAUUAUGGUGUUUACUUACUGCCUGACUAUCCAGGUGCUCCAGAAGCAAGCCACCGUAUUCAUGUACGAAGAAGUGCCAAAGCAAAGGCGAAGUAGCGCUAGCGGCCUCAAGAAGGACAGCAACACUGAAAAUAUUUCAAUGAUCCAGAAUCACGAGGCAUCCUCCCACCUAAACUCCCCUAUCAAUAAAGAGGCGGCUCUGUUCCGUAAAGGGACCAUGCAGUCUAUAAACAAUGAGCGUAGAGCCUCAAAAGUCCUUGGGAUUGUCUUCUUCUUGUUUCUCAUUAUGUGGUGUCCUUUCUUCAUCACAAACAUUAUGGCUGUAUUAUGUAAAGAGACAUGUGACAAAGACCUUAUGGUAGAACUUUUGAAUGUGUUUGUCUGGGUCGGAUAUGUUUCUUCAGGGAUCAACCCUUUGGUCUAUACACUUUUUAACAGAACAUAUCGCAGAGCCUUUUCCAAUUACAUCCGCUGUCAGUAUAACAACAGCAGAAAAACGAUCUUGCAACAGAAUCAGUGCCAUCAUAAUGCUGCACCAACAGCAAUGUACGGAAAGGACCUUAAUCUGAACAGCUUCCGAAACGGCAAUGAACUAACCAGCAUGGAUAUGGACGAGACAGAAGAAGCAAUUGAAAUGCAGCCGGGGACUUCAGAAUUAUCAAUAAACAGUUCUAAUGUUGAAAGAGUGAGCAGUGUUUAAAAAAAAAGGCCAAAUGGGCCUUUUGAAACCCUAGGCCGAGUACGAAAUAAAUAAGUUAUGUCAAAAAAUAAUGUAAAUAUUUAUCAGAACAAAGACAUUUUAUAUGACAUCUCAGCAGUCCAUUGCUUAAAAUAAUAUUGUUAAGAAAAUAUUUCUUGUUGUAAUAGACAAAGUAGAGAUUAUUUUGGUAACAAAAUGGACGGAAUGUUUAGCUUUCUCUUCAAAUGCAUGACGUGCUGCUCUGAUUACAUCAUCGGGUGAUGUUUGAAAGACACCGAAAUGUUGCAACUAUUCAUAAAUUAUAUUGGUACAUUAAAGCAUAUGAAAUGAA